Molecule: messenger RNA, 924 nt
Organism: Colletotrichum truncatum
Lineage: Eukaryota; Fungi; Ascomycota; Sordariomycetes; Glomerellales; Glomerellaceae
Biological process (GO): spindle assembly
Cellular component (GO): HAUS complex; cytosol
Source: RefSeq, a predicted model, not a curated record
AUGGCUCACCUUCCGUCGUCAACCGCCAUAUUUUCACCUUCAAUAGCCCGCAUCGCCGCUUCUACUGCCAAGGACUGGAAUUAUGUCGACGGUUGGCUUGCUUGUAAAUUCCAAGGUCGUGCAGUACCACUUUUCGAAAGAAACCCUGAGACACUGAGAGUCCUCCUAGCCUUGGCCGCAUUGAAUGAGACUGCAGAUGACGAGCGUGAACUCGUAUCCAGGGCAGAGGCUGGAGCCCUUGAAAAUCUAAAUGCGGAUCGUGACCUGCUCGAUACUUCAUCAGAACUUCCGAUUCCCGUUACGGCCCGCGAGAGGAUCCUUGCCGCCAUUCAAGAUCACCUCACGCGUGAGGGGAGUACCGCCCUCAAUUCGAUGGCUACGCUAUCAUGCCAGCUAUCUGUUGCAUAUCCGGAGGCUAAGAGUCUUGGACGCUCCAUGAUAGAACUUCACGCCCAGGCCUCAGAGCUUGAGCAGACGAGGGUCCGCGUGCAUAUACUUUUGAAGUAUAUUGACCAAGAGUUCGCUACAGCAGACGAGCUAUUGCGAAAAUUACGCAGCGAUGACUACAAACCUACCAAUGACCUGGCUCGACAAAACUUGGAUAUGCAAAGGAGAAUCAAAGCCAUGGCAGCUCGCCUGCCUGAGCUGAAAGACCGCAUGUCAAACUCAAGUCAGUUAUCCGGUUUGCCUCGCGAUACUAUCGAACAAAUCGUUCAAGAAGAGAGCGAUUACAUCGAACUCCUUGCUCAAAAGAAAAGCCUAGACGCUCAGGUUAGUCAGUUUUCUAGCCUUCCAGAUGAUGUCAAGAGGGCUCGACUUGAGCUUGAUAACAUUCGUGCCGAGCUCCGCACCAUCAUUCAGCGUCGGGACAAUGUCUUUGAAGGGCUAGUUGAACGCGAAAGUCCGCGAAAGGGCCGCGGGUAA